CAUCCUGCCGGCUGGGGAGGGUGGUAGAGGGCAACGGGGAAGAGAACGCAUCUUUAUGACGAGAAUUACGUUUUAUUGUUAUAGUAGUUAUUUUACUUAGUAUUUAUGACAAGAAAGAGGUAAGCUACAGUUGAAGGCAAUGGGCAGGUGGAGAUUUGGUUGGAAAAGACAUUUCAGUGGGGACUUGGCGGAGGAGGGCGGAGAUGUCUGCAUUGUUACAAGACGGUUUAAGAGCAAGAUGUUUGUGUUGCUGGACCAAGUGGGUCCCUGCCCGGUGAGCUGUAAGGCCAAGAGACAAGACACACCGACACAAACCUGGGCGGGAGCUCACAGGGUUACUGCGGAAUAUCCCACAAAAAAGACAGGUUUGUGCUGUUUGCUGGGCUUUAGGAUACCUGGAGGACAUAAUUAUUAGCGCAUAGGAAUUCUUGAAACCUGGGGAGACUGUUAAUACAAUUAUUAGCACAAAAGUGAACGGGAAGGCUUGAAUCCUGGGAUUUAGCGUCUUGGGGUGAGGCUUGAUAGAGAGUUAAGGACAAUUAACAUGAUUUAACCCGGAAUUAGAGGAAAACAGUCAAAAGAGACUUAUAAAGUAGAAAGUAAGAACGAAACAGGAAGUAAACUUACUAAAACAGCUAGUAGAGUAUCUCCUUUCAUAUUACUUAUCUUUAGUAGGUUUUUUUAAACAGGAAUCUAAGGUUCACAGGUAUAUUCAGCAGUAUGUUGAUAGAGCUACCCAGUGUUAGGUCGGUCAGGUCCUUUUGAGUCUUCAUUUCCUGCCAAAGUGUUUCCAGUGGCACAGGUGUGGUGACGGGCCGAGGAGGGUUGACUGCAUAGAUGGGUACUAUCUUCAGUCGAGUAUGAUAGGUCCAAGGUCGAACUCCCUUGAGUUUAGCUGAGGAGUGCGUGGUCAACACAACUUCAUAGGGCUCAGUCUAUUUGGCUUGGUGCUGACUCGGGGGGUCCGGUUUUUCCAGUUCUUGAGGAGGACCUAAUGCCUGGACAUAUGUUGUGGAGAGGAGUAUCUGUGGGCUACAACAACCUGCUGGAAGCAAACUGGUUAAUAACUUUUAGGAUAGCAGAUAGAGCUUGUACAUGUUUAAGAAUAUUCUUUAACGAUUUUAAGAUCUCCCCUGUUAAUAUAACUAGGGUGCCAUACCCCAGAGAAUGGUCUGCCAUAUAACAUUUCGUAGGGACUUAGUCCAAGCCUGCUUCUGGGAGCAACCCAGACUUGCAAUAGGACAGGUGGCAAGGGUGCUAUCUAAGUUAGUUUCUUCGUACAUUUUGCCCAGUGUCUUCUUGAGGGUGUGGUCCAUCCUUUCAGUUUUUCCUCUUGACUGAGGUCUCCAAGAAGAAUGUAGCCUCCAUUUAAUGCCUAAAAGUCCUGUUAUCUGCUGGACUAUUUGGACUAUGAAGGCUCCUCUAUUGUUGCUUUGAAUUGAAACUGGCAGACCAGAUUUGGGUAUUAUUUCUCUUAAUAGAGCUUUACUGACUUAAGAUGUUUUUUUAGUGUGGCGAGGUAAAGCUUCUACCUUCCCGGUGAAGGUGUCUAUAAUAACAGUAGGUAUUUAAUUCCUCCUGGGGUCAUUGGCAUAACGGUGAAGUCUACUUGCCACUCACCACAUGGCCCCAGUCCUCUUGCUGGGACUCCUUUGACCACUGGAGGUGCGCUGCACUUCGGCUUCAUUUUAGCAUGGAUCAUGCAUCCUUGUGUCACCCCUAGAUGGUUUUAUACAGGUCUGGUCCUGCAGUAAGUUUACUUAACCAGGCAUACAGGGCAUCCCUCCUAUAAUGGGUACUAGUAUGGGCUGCCAAAACAGGGUCAUGCAUUAAGUGUGCAGGAACUAGGACUACCCCUUCUUCACUGUGGAUGCACUUAUCUUUAAUCUGGUUUCAGUUAAAGCCCCAUUCAUCUGCUCAUGUUAAAUCAUCAUCUGAAUACCCAGGGUCCAAGUCAGUGAGGUCCAGGUCAGGGAUCAGAGUGGUCAUCAGAGUUACAGGAAGUUUAGUUUUGGCAGCUUGCUUGGCAGCAGCAUCUGCCAAGUGCUUGCCCUUUGCGAUCAUGGAGUCUCCCUUUUAGAUGUCCAGGACAGUGUAUCACUGCUACUUCUGUCAGCAAGUUAACUGCCUCUAAUAAUUUAAGUCUUUCUUCUGCAUGUUUAUUUUCUUUUCUUCCUGAGGUUAGGAGAUCUCUUUCUUUCCAGAUUGCUCCAUGGGCAUGGAGCGCUGAAAAGGUAUACCGAGAGUCAGUGAAAAUGUUCACCUGGUGUCCACCACUUAAUUCUAAGGCUCAGGUUAAGGCAGUUAUUUCUGUCUUCUGCGCUGAAGUCCCUAGGGGCAAUGCCCCAGCCUCCUUGGUUUCAAAAAGGGUCACCACCGCAUACCCAGCUUUGUGAGUGCCAUUGUCUGUGGAACUGCCCCCAUCUGUAAACAGCUCUAAAUCUGGGUUGUCUAAAGGUUGGUCAGUAAAGUCUGGGCCACUGGAAUAUACUUCCUCAGUUACUUCAAGGCAGUCAUACAUCUGUCCUUCACCUUCAGUCACUGAGAGUAGAGUGGCCAGUUAAGAGUUGACACAGCCUUCAAGGUGACAUAAGGAUUAUCAACUAAGGCUGCCUGAUAUCUUCCAAGUCAGCCUGCUGUUAACCAGAAUCCUCCUUUAUGUUCUAACAGCGAGAGCACAUGAUGAGGGGUCAAAACCAGCCUCAGUCAACAAGGUGCAAGGUGCAGCCACAGCCCUCAGAUAUGUGGGCCACCCUGUGGCAAGCAGCAUCAAGUUGCUCAGAGAAAUAAGCUACAGUUCACUUCCAAGGACCCGGAUUUUGAGUAAGGAUCCCUAGGGCCAUUCCUUGCCUCCCAUGCACAAACAGUUCAAACAGCUUCCCAGCAUCUGGGAGACCCAGGGCUGGUGCAGAUCCUAAUUUUGCCUUUAUUUGUUCAAAAGCCUAUUGACACUCAGGGGUCCAGUCUAGGGGAUCAGAGUCCUUCCCUUGUACUGCCUAGUAAAGGGAUUUUGCAAUAAACCCGAAAUUGGGUAUCCAAAUCUGAUAGAAUCCUGCCAUGCCAAGGAAUCCACAAAACUGGUGCUUAGUAGUCGGAACUGCCACCGGGAUUAUCACCUCUUGUUUCUCUGGCAACAGCUGUCUCUGUCCCUGUGACAGCUGAAAUGCUAAAUACCUCACUUUCUGAACAGAAACCAGGGCCUUUUUCUUUGAAACUUUGUAUCCUCUCUCUUCUAAGAAAUUUAAAACUUUAUUAGAGUUUUUAUCAGCGAUUUCUUUAGUAGGGCUGGCAGUCAGGAUAUCAUCUACAUAUUAUAGAAUAGCACUGUCUUUUAGAGGUGGGUCUCAAAGACCUCUGGCUAGCACUUCUCUGGAUAAUGUGGGAUUGUUUUUAGACCCCUAUGGUAAAACCAUCCAGCAAAACUGGGUCUUGGUCGUGGAUGUGGGAUCCUCCCCGUCAAAGGCAAAUAUCUCUUGUGAGUCUGUUUCUAGUGGGAAACAGUAGAAGGCAUCUUUUAGAUCUAAUACUGUAAACGAAGCAUAGCCUCCUGGUAAGGUAUAUGGAUCGGGCACCACUGGAUGAAUGUGUUUUACCACCUGAUUUAUUGCCCUUAGAUCCUGCGUGAACCAGUAUUCUCCUGUGCCAGGCUUUUUCACUGGGAGAACAGGGGUGUUAUAUGGUGACUGACAUGGCCGGAUUAAUCCAUGCAUGAGGAAAGUGUCAAUUAAGGUUUAAUUCCCUCUUUAGCUUUCUUCUUCAAGGAUUAUUAUCUGAGAUUGGGAGGUUUACAGCUGGGUUUCAGUCCUGUCUUGACUGGUGUUGCAGUGACAGCUGUGCCCAGUAUUCUUGCAGCCCACACCUCCAGGUUUACCUGUUAUAAGAUUUCUUCAGGCACCUUUGCAAAGUCAGCAGCAGGCAGUCGCACAAGAGCUGCCUGCGAGGCCCAUGCUUGGUCAGGACUAACAUUCACCUGGAGUUGGUCAGCUGAGAAGGUAACUUGAGCAUUUAAUUUGGUUGGUAUGUCUCAGCCAAGCAGAGAAACAGGGCAUUCAGGCAUAGACAAGAAACUGUAAGUUAGAACCGUACAUCCUACCUGACACUCAAGGGGCUGAAGGAAAUUUUUACAUGCAGUUUUCUCAGAGACUCUGGUGAUGUUCAUUGUUCUGCUGGAAAGAAGGGCCUUAGGAACAUUCAGGACCGAGUAAGUAGCCCCUGUGGCCACCAGAAAUUCGACAGGCUGUUUUCCCACUGUUAUAGCUACCUGGGGCUCCUCAUGGGAGAUAGGAGUUUGCCUGGUCUAUGACAGAGCCCCUGGGCCUGUCAUUCCUGGUCACCGUCAGCCUUACUUACCAUCUCCUUGGCUCUCUCUGGUUGUGCCUGACUGGGCCAUUCUGGGCAUGCCUUCCAGUGGUCAUCUUUCUUGCAGCAAGCACACUGCUGAGGCCUCAACUUCGCUGGCUGACCCCCUGUUCACUGGGGGUCCACAGGGACUUACCCAGCAGGGUUGACUUCGUGUCGGACCUCCAGGACAGAACUCAGCGGGGCAGCCUGUUGUUUCAUCUCUUUGUCUCUGUUUCUCCUGCGCCUCGUCUCGGUUAUUUAUAAACCUUAAAAGCAGUCUCUACAAAUUGAGAAAUGUUCAUGCCUAGUCCACCUUCUAAUUUCUGGAGUUUGCACCGUAUGUCAGGGGUGCUCUGGCUCACGAAAGUCAAAUUAAUAAUGCAAGCAUUCUGGUGAUUGUCCAGAUCAGUGUUAGCGUAUUGGCCAUAGGCUUCAGACACUCAUUCUAAGAACGUGGAAGGGUUCUCCUUGGGGCCCUGUCUUACCUCCUGAACUUUCCGGAUGUUAAUCUGCCUUGGGGCUCCUUUUGGCAAUCCUAUAGUGAUGCACUCUUUCAUAUAGUUUAGUCUAGCCUGGUCUCCUGGAUCAUUCAGACUCCAUCCUAGAUUAGUCCCUGGUAUAGCCAGGUCACCAGGGCCUCUACUAGAAUUCUGUGGUUGCCAGUUAUGUAGCCUUCCUACCUCUUGUUUAGCCUUUUCUGGUACCGUGCGUCUUUCUUCAGGAGUCAGCAAUGUUGUUAGUAGCGUAUUACUAUCAGCCCAAUUAGGAUGAUGGACUGCAAAUACAGAAGUUACUAACGUCUCCAUCUGUUUAGGAUCCUCCCGAUAGGUAGGCAUCUUAUUUUUCCAGUUUAACAGAUGUACAGUUGUAAAAGGGACAUGUGUCCAAACGAAACCCCAAAGGUUUCCUUGAUGAUCAAGCCCAGCUGGAAUCUGCUUCAAAAGAUAUUGCCCCUCCAGGACCAGGCCAGACCACUGACCAAACUGUACACCACUACAGGUGUGGGCAGGAGAGGCCCUUCCCGGACUGACACUUGGAGCCCCAGUGGAUAGUGGAGGAUAAAGAGUGACUGGGGUCUUUGGUGACUUUAAAAUGAGGGCCUCCCCGCCGGGCAGCCUGCAGGGUCUUGGGCUGAGGUACCUGCGGCCCUGGAGGAUAAAGCGGAGAUGCUGAUGGAGAGGAAAGGGGACUAAGAGGAUGGGGUCCUCAGAGUCUAGGAGGACUUCCUUAGACUUAGAGUCAGGUUUGUCCUUAGGCUGCAUAACCAUUAACUUGCAUUGUUUCUGCAAGGUCUUGUUUUGAAACAGAGACAUGAAAGCCUGAACAUAAGGGAUUUCAUCCCAUUUCUCCUCUUUCUUACAAAAUAGAUCUAGCUGUGAAAUAAUACCAUUGUCUAAACUCCCAUCCGUUGGCCACUUCUCACCUGAUCCAAAUUGGUAUUGUGGCCAGGCACUGUUAGAAAAGAAAAUCAUUUUCUUCAUCUUCAUAGGUUCAUAGCUAAAAUGACCCCAGUUCUUUAGAAUACAGCCACGAGGGCUGCGUUCUGCUACUGAACCCUCCUUACCCGUUUGCACUCAGACACCACAUUCACCCUCACUUAAAGCUUCCUUUUGCACUGGCCACGCACACGCGCACACACGCACACACACACACACUGGACCGGGGUGAUGGAGAUAAACUUGGCAGUCUCAACCUCCCAGAUAGCCAGCCAGGCGACAGAGGUGAUCAUGGUUGCCUGAGCCUCCCAGAGAGCCCUGGCGCCACACACACGCACACGCACACACCCACGCACACACCCCAGAGUACAAAAUCUUAAAGGGCACGAGUUAGGCGAUGGAGAUAAUCUCGGCAGCCUCAACCUCCCAGAUAGCCAGCCAGGUGACAGGUGACCUCAAUUGCGUCAACCUCCCAGACAAGCCCUUUUUGUGUACCUAAAGAAUGUAAUCUGUACCUACCUAGGACACAUCUUCAGACCAGGACUAGUUUCCCUUCCUUAAAGUGAAAGCACCUCAGCCCGGGGACGCUGCAGACGGAUGUUAAAAUAUUCACCUCUGGGCUAAAUAGAGUUCAGGUGUGCACUGAGGCCCAUCUGAGGGCCACUGUCACUGUCCAAGGGCCACCAAGAUAAGGGCAGAGGGUCAGGAGGACCUGACAUGCCUCACAUUGGGCUCCGAAUUGUUGCCGGACCAAGUGUGUCCCUGCCGGGCACGCUGUAAGGCCAAGAGACGAGACACACCAAGUUUUGAGGAAGGAGAAAGCAGUUUUUUUUUUUUCAGCUUGAACAAACAGAAAUUUAUUUUCUCACAGUUAGGAGGCUAGGAGUCCAAAUUCAGGACCCCGGCUUUCGGGGAAGUCUCAGAGAAAGCAGUCGCAGAGCAGCAAUGCAAGGAGCCAGAGGCUUGCCCAGAUCUGACUCCCUGAGCAGGGGGUAGUUUACAGUCUUUAUUGGGGUGAUAAUAUAGGAAGUUGUACAUAUUUAUCAAUCUCAUAUGUAGGUAAUUCAGGUAUGAUUCGACUGGACAACACAUGUUCUGCAGGACGGGGCUGGUUCAGGCUGGUUAUUGUGUACCACUCUGGCCUUGGUUUCUUGAAACACCUGGAGUUUUUCUGUAAAACAAACUAGCAAAGUAGUUAAGCAAGGAGUAUGGGGGAGGCUGGGUAAGAAACAGAAAUACACUAGGGUGAUUGAAUAAGAAACAGAGAGACACUGGGGUGAUUGAGGUGCAGGCCUGGGCCUCAGUUCAAGGUUAGAUAAGAAACAAAUACACUGGGGUGAUUGAGGCACAGGCCUCGGCUUCCUCUGGGUUCCAUUCCAGUCCUGCCACAAAAUAGCGCUACAUCUCUGAGCCUGGUAUUUAAACUCUCUAAUCCUUUCUUUUCAUCUGUAAACUGAGCAUGGGAAUAGUAUUUGCCUCCUAGGUUGUUCUGAGGUUAGACAAGAUAGCACUGUGAAGCAUCAAGCCCAGAACAUAAACCCUCAUAAUAAUAUUCCUUGAUGCUGUCAGUGCUACACAGACUUUUAGAUAUCUCCCUCAAGACUCCCAACCAGUCUGUGAGGUUGGCAUUACCACCCCUGUUGGAACACAUUUUAAAAACCCUUUUUUGCAAAGAGUUAAAGUGGUUUACUUAGUGUUGGACAGCUAGCUAGUGAAUGGGUUGAGUUUUAGAACCAGGUCUAUUUUACUUGUAGUCUCAUGGUCUUUGUAAUGUCCGUCCCCUUCUUCCCACACCCAUUGUGUUUUCCUUGGCACAGUGACUUGCCUUUGUGUGCCCCAGGAAGUAAUUCCAUGUCUUGUGACAGUCAGACCAUUUGACCUGUUUGCCUUAGGUCAGAAGGCAUAAUCAAGGCUUCUAGGCUCUUCCUGCCUCAUGCAGUAUAAUCUCACUCGUCAGUAGCCCUGAAUGGAUUUUAGGAAAGGUCCAACUAACCAUACACUAGAAUCUUGGCACCCCAAUGCAGGUUCCAGUUUAUAUAAAUCUGGCCUCUAAGCCCAAGUCCUAAGUGCCCUUGAAACAAAACCACUGCAGUUAAGUAAAAAGCAGAAGGUCCAGGAACAGAAAUAACACCUGGAAGAACACGUUCCUGAACUGAAACUUUACCACAAAAUUUCAAGGCAGAGGCAGGAAAAUCCCAGAAAGGCGCACAUUUGAGAGUUACCAGGUAAGAAUUUUCCUCUCCAGUACAAGCAAGGCCUGGUGGUACCCUCAGAUUCUGAGACCAUCAAUUACUGUGGCUCAGAAAAGCUUCCAAUUAGUUUUCAGAAGAAAGGUGUGAGCUGAAAUUGAAGGGAUGGGCAGGGUGCAGAUUUGACAGGAAAAGAUAUUUCAUGAGAGAGAAGGGGUACCAGCCGUAGCUAAGGAAAUUCUUUCUCCGUCACGUCCUAAAGAUAAAUGCAGUCCCCUACAAUCUCCACUCUGCCUUUCUGUUUAUUCUGAGCUUCUCUCAAACCAUGUCUAUCAUCAAGCUGACAUUUAUUGAGUUCCUCCCUUAUAUAAUCAGACAAUGGAAGUAAAGGAAAAGGUCUUUAAAGAUUAUUUAAUUUUGCCUAUUUUAAAAUUAGCACAUGGAAGGUAAAUACCUUAUGCAAAGUCAUACAGUUUGGUAGUGACAGGAAGAAUUGAAUUCAGCUCUCUUGAUUCCCAGGUCAGGGCUCUGUCCUCUACCACAUUCAAGUUAAAACAAGUUUCUUAGUAAAAAAAAAAAAAAAAAAAAACUUCUUGUGAAACAGUAACUAACGGAAACCAAACAGUGACAUAAUAUCAGCAUUUUCCAAUGUCAAUAAUAUUUUAAUUCUAGAAUUAAUUUUAAUGCUGGGAUAGUGUCCCAGAUGUUGUAUUUCCUAAUUUUAUUGACCCAAUUCCCUAUUAUUGGCUUCACAGGUUAUUUUUAACUUUUUCCAAUGGAGUAAUUAAGAGUAAUUUAGUAGAAAACAUUUGUUUACAUACACAUAGUAAGAUAACCUAUGUGUGAUCAUUUCAAAUUAAAUGGAUAAUCCCUCACCAUGUUGCUUCCCGUAACUUCAGAUGGGUUAAGGGCCAUUUUCUUAAAUGGGUUUGCAGAUAUCUUGGUAAGUAAUUGUAAGAACUACUGUAUUAGACUUCUCAUGUUUCCAUUCCCUCUUCUUCCUUACCCAGCUCUGGCUUCGCCAUUCUUGGCCCUUUCCCAAGAGUAUCUGAAAAUGAAUAAAUCCCACGGAUCAGUUUCAUUUAAGGACCUCACUGUGGACUUCACCCAGGAGGAGUGGCAGCAGCUGGACCCUGCUCAGAAGCUCCUUUACAGGGAUGUGAUGCUGGAGAACUAUAGCAACCUAGUCUCAGUGGGAUAUCAUGUUAGCAAACCAGAUGUGAUCUUCAAACUGGAGCAAGGAGAAGAACCAUGGAUAGAGGAGGAAUUCUCAAGUCAGAACUACCCCGAAGUUGAUGGUGCCUUAAAGAAGAAUGAGGGCAUUCAAAACAAACAUCUGAUGCAGAUCGUAUUCUUCAGCAACAAUACACUGAUUACAGAGAAAGCUAAUGUAUUUGGGAAAACAUUUAAUCUGGACAUGAAUAUUGUUCCUUCAAGAAAAAUACCCUAUAAAUAUGAUUCAUGUGAAAACAGUUUAAAAACUAAUUCAGAAGUAAUUAUUGUAAAGAAAAGCUAUUUUAAAAGGAUUCCUGAUGAAUAUAGUGGAUGUGGGAAACCACUAUUCCAUACUAAGCAUGAGAAAACUCAUCCCGGAAUGAAAAAGUACACAUAUAAUCAAAUUAGGAAAGCCAGAACUCAAAGUGAAGAGCGUAUUCUGCACCAGAACAUUCAGGCUCUGAAGCAACCUUAUGACUAUAAUGAAUGUGGGAAAAGCUUCCUCAGGAGGACAGUCCUCCUUACACAAAAGAGUGUAUGUAGUGAAAGGAAGCCAAAUGAAUGCAAUGAAUGUAAGAAAACUUUUUCUAAGAAGUCUAACCUCAUUGUACAUCAGAGAAUUCAUACAGGGGAGAAACCCUAUGUUUGUAAUGAUUGUAGGAAAACAUUUCGUGUGAAGACACACCUCACUCGACACCAAAGAGUUCAUACUGGAGAGAGACCUUAUGAAUGCAAUGAAUGCAGGAAGACUUUCACUGACAAAUCAGCCCUCAUUGUACAUCAGAAAAUUCAUAGGGGGGAGAAAUCUCAUGAGUGUAAUGAAUGUGGAAAGACCUUCUUUCGGAAGUCAUCCCUCACUGAACAUUUCAGGUCCCACACGGGGGAGAAACCUUAUGAAUGUAAGGAAUGUGGGAAUGCCUUCAGCAAGAAAUCUUACCUUGUUGUACAUGAAAGAACUCACAGAGGAGAGAAACCAAAUGAAUGUAAUGAAUGUGGGAAAACCUUCUUUUGCCAGUCAGCCCUUACUGCACAUCAGAGAAUUCACACAGGGGAGAGACCCUAUGAAUGUAAUGAAUGUGGGAAAACCUUCUUUUGUCAGUCAGCCCUCAACGUGCAUCGGAGAACUCAUACAGGAGAGAAACCCUAUGAAUGCAGUCAGUGUGGAAAAUUUUUGUGUACCAAAUCAGCCCUCGUUGUACAUCAGAUAACUCAUAGAAGAGAGAAAUCCUAUGAAUGUAAUGAAUGUGGGAAAUGUUUCUGCCGUAAGUCCACACUCACUAUACAUCAGAGAACUCACACAGGAGAGAAACACAGUAUGUUUAAUAAAUGUGGUAGAACAUUUGGCGUGAAGGCAAACCACAAGGAACAUAAGAGAAUGUACACAAAGGAGAAUCUUUAUGAGUGUAAUGAACGUAGGCAUGCCAUCAGCAAAAGCUCACACUUAAUUGUACAUCAGAGAACUAUAUGGGAGAAACCAUAUGAAUGUAAUGAAUGUGGGAGAACUUACUGCCGGAAGUCAGCCCUCACUCACCAUCAGAGAACCCACACAGGAGAGAGACCCUAUGAAUGUAACGAAUGUGGGAAAACCUUCUGUCAGAAGUUCUCCUUCAUUGAACAUCAGCGAACUCACACUGGGGAGAAACCAUAUGAAUGUUAUGAAUGUGGGAAAGCCUUCUGCCAUAAAUCAACCCUCAGGGUACAUCAGAGAAUUCACACAGGAGAGAAACCAUAUGAAUGUAAUGAAUGUGGGAAAACAUACCGUCAGCUGUGGACUUUCACUGAACAUCAGAAGAUACACACAGGGGAGAAACCCUAUGAAUGUAAUAAAUGUGAGAAAACAUUUCGCCACAAAUCAAAUUUCCUUUUACAUCAGAAAACUCAUAAGGAAUAGAUGACAGAAAAGCAAAUAAAAUAAUUUACAAAAGGCUAAAAUGCUGUGAAUACUUGCAGAUAUAUGAAAUCUGAUGAAUGUAAGGAAUAUAGGAGAUGUUUCUGCCAUAAGCCAACACUGUACAUCAGAGAAUUCACACAGUAGAGAAAUACAGUGUGUUUAAUAAAUGUAGUGGAACAUUCAGUGUGAACUGUGAAAAUGUUUAAUUCAAACACACUAAGUGUGCCUCCCUUUUAAAAUAAUGAAAAUUAUUUAAGUAAAAUUAUUGUUUUUUCGUUAUUAGUUGAUUUCCCUCCACAGUGUUACUUGAAAAGUGUAUAUUAUGAGGUGUGAGGAGCUAAUCUUACUUUAUUCCCAAUCAAUGCUAUUGUUCAUAUGCUGAUUAAACAAUUUAAAAUUUCUCAAUUUAUAGUGUAUUAAAUUCUCAGAUCAGGCAGCUUGGCUUUUGUCUUCUCAUUCUGUCUCCAUGUUUUCUAGUAAGACCCAGUCUCUUUAUCCUCAGGGGUGGCAAUUAGGUCAAGAGGUCUAACCAUGGCACCCCAUCCUCCUGACCUCACAGUGAUUGUACCAGAGAUGAUCAUUUGAUAAAGUUGAGCUAAUGAGAGCCCUUCCUUAGAUUUUUCUAGUGGGAGGUAGGCGCAGGAUAGCUAAUAUGUGAUGCUGGACCUUCCAGCAGCCAAGUCUAGAAAACAGUGAUGCUGUAGGAAAAAAAUACAGAGAUAAGCAGCUUUGAGCAACAAAGAGAAUUCUGAUAGUUUUUGAAUCCAGAAAGUAUGUGUCUCCCUGAUACCUACUUGGGAGUCCCUUGGUGGUGCAAACAUAACACACUCAGCUGCUGACUAAAAGGUUGGAGGUUUGAGUCUACCCAUAGGUGCCUCAGAAGAAAGCCUUGACAAUUUACUUCCAAAAAACAUCUUGAAAACUCUGGAGGACAGUUCUACUAUGAAAUUUGGGGUCACCAUUCACAAAGACUGGAACAUCUCUCAGUCCUCAUUGUCUUCAACCUUGAAAUGCAUGGAGUCGCCACUCAGAUGGAUUAGGAGAAUGGUGCACCUAAAGCUGAGGAAGCAGAAUUGCCAUCCCAGUGGGCCUGGAAGGUGGAGCUAAAGCCCAGAGCCGAGGGGCCUCCACUCAGAAUCUGGAGAGUAUGGCUAACACCUAGAGUCUGGAGGGCAGGACCAUUGUGUUCCUGGCCUCAGAGGACAGAGGAUUAUUUUCAAGGCUUGAGGGCUAAUGUAAUGUGUUCUGCUAACUUGCUUGGUGUCUGUUAUCCCUUCUUUCUCUGCAGUUUCUCCCAUUUGUAAUGGAAGUGUCUGCCAUUGUACUUUGGAAGCAGAUAACUUGUAUUCUAGAUUUCACAGAGAAGAGGAAGUUUUGGAUUUUGGACUUGGAGUGGAUUUAAAACUUUUGUUCUGAUGUGAUAGGGUAAAUGUGUCUUACACGUAGCAAGGACAUGAAUUUGGCGGGGCCAGAGGUUGGAGUGUCAUGGAUUGAAUUGUUUCCCCCCAAAAUAUGUGUCAAUUUGGUUAGGCCAUAAUUCCCAAUAUUGUGUGGUUGACCUCCAUUUUGUAGUUUUCCUGUGUGUUAUAAAUCAUAAUCUCUGCCUGCGGUUAAAGAGGGUUAGGGUGGUAUAUAACACCCUUGCUCAGAUCACAUCCCUGAUCCAAUGUAAAGAGAGUUUCACUGGGGUGUGGCUUGUACUACCUUUUAUCUUACAGGAGAUGAAAGAGAAGCAAGCAGAGAGUUGGGGGACCUCAUACCACCAAGAAAGCAGUGCCGGGAGCAGAGAGCGUCCUUUAGACCCAGGGUUCCUUCACGGGGAAGCUCCUAGUCUGGGGGAAGAUUGAUGACAAGGACCUUCCUCCAGAGCUGACAGAGAAAGCCUUCCCCUGCAGCUAACACCCUGAAUUUGGACUUAUAGCCUACUAGACUGUGAGAGAGUAAAUUUCUCUUUGUUAAAGCUGUCCACUUGUAUUUCUGUUAUAGCAGGCUAGAUGACUAAGAUAGGUGUCCUACAGAAGCUGGUGCCCUUCAUCAUGCUGCUAAACACACACCUGUCCCAGGAGGUGGAAACGCUAAAUAAUCCUAGGGAAGGUAGAGCAGUUGUGGGCCUGAUCAUUGCCGCACACCUACCAGGAAAGCCAGCAGAUAAGAAAUAAAGCGCAAAUUACAAAA
This is a messenger RNA of Loxodonta africana (African savanna elephant), 13247 nucleotides long. It is a transcript of the gene ZNF334, whose product is annotated as zinc finger protein 334. The record is from RefSeq and is a predicted model, not a curated record. NCBI's taxonomy places the organism in Eukaryota, Metazoa, Chordata, Mammalia, Proboscidea, Elephantidae. Gene Ontology annotation, biological process: negative regulation of transcription by RNA polymerase II. Gene Ontology annotation, molecular function: RNA polymerase II transcription regulatory region sequence-specific DNA binding; DNA-binding transcription repressor activity, RNA polymerase II-specific. The coding region runs from base 8844 to 11072 and encodes 742 amino acids. Gene Ontology annotation, cellular component: nucleus. The transcript has 4 exons.